Messenger RNA from Linum trigynum, 1395 nucleotides. The record is from the annotation of a GenBank genome assembly. Lineage: Eukaryota; Viridiplantae; Streptophyta; Magnoliopsida; Malpighiales; Linaceae.
ACCGACCGGUACGAUUCGGUUUCCUGGACCAUGGUUUAAUGAUGAUUUUUCCAUUUUGAGCAGGUUGUGUGUUGUUUACAUUUAAGACUGCUUGUUAGUUGCCUGAAUUGACUUGUAGCUAUUGUUUUUAUUAGGGUUGAUUAAUGCUUGAAAUCAAAGAAGUAUUGAUGUUUUCUAGAUUUCAGGCAAUGGGGAGGAAGAAAAAGGUUCAAGGAGCCCCAUGUGAAGCUGUCAAAUCAGAGUACAACUCCUGGGAUACAACGCAUGAUGGUCCGUUUCUGGAAUGUUUGCUUGAACUUACUGAAAGGGGACUCAUCAACAAUGGGACUUGCAAAAACGGUGUGUUCAAAGAGUUGCAAAGGAUGAUGGAUACCAAAGUGCCAGGUUGUGGCCUUAAAGCAAAACCAACUAUCCAGAAUAGCUAUAAGAAACUCAAGCACUGGUACCAUUCGACCGUCUUGAUGAAGAAUCAGAGUGGUUUUGGAUGGGAUGCGGAGAAGGAGUGUGUUUCUGCAGAAAAGGCAGUGUGGGAUGUGUUCCUUGAGCAAAACCCAACCUGCAAAACCUACAAAGGAGCGUCUUUCCCACAAUUCUUUGAUCUUGCACCAGUUUUUGCUAAUGGGCGUUCCACCGGAUUCGCAGGAUUCUCAGAGGCUGCAGGUAACGACCCGGAAAUAAUAUCGGAAGGCGAUGAUAGUGGCACUGAGGAUGAUGAAGGCCCUCCUGUCCCUCUUGCUGAAAUUGUAAACCCUGCAGUUGAAGAAGAAAUGUUUAACAUCAUAAAUGAGGGGGUCGAGGACAAAAAUGUGAACAAGAAGAAGCGUCCUGCAAAUACUCCAAUGGGUGCACCACUUGAAAAGAAGAAGAAGAAGGUCCAGGGUGCACUGUCAGAUGAUACGGAUGCUGAACUUGGGUCUGAGAUGAAGUCACUGAGGCCCCUAAUCCAACAAUCUGUGGACACGAUCGCUAAAGCAAUGGGUGAGAGUGAGGAGCAUGAUAAUAUGCGGAAGGAGCUGAGGGGUAACUUGGACAAAUUAGAGGGCUUGACCCGAGUUCAAAGGGUGCUUGCAGUUAGGAUACUGAAUGCAAACCCAACAGACUUGAAGAGUUUCUACGAGAUGGACGAUGAGGACAGACUAACUCUUAUCCUCAGUCUCAUCUAACUGUAGAUGCCAUUGUAGGAUUAGUAUCUUAUUCAGUGUUGUCUAGUUUGCAAAGAUCUAUUUUGUAUCUGUCAUUCAGAAACACUUCAGAUGACAGACUUUGCAAAUUGGAGAAUAUAUGCUUUUGUAAAGUGCGCAUUAAUGGUGUAUAGUGCUGAAGUAGGAUGACAACAAGGAUUAGUUAUGAUGUGUAAAUCCCUUUUGUAAGCACUGAUAAAGUAAUAGCUUAGUG